AUGGCCAGGGGAGGAGCACUUGGACCGAAGGCGGUAUUGACCAUGUCGUCGGAGCUGAUGGCGCUUGGAGCCAAGCGCGAGCCAACUGGUGAGUCCAACGGUAGAGCGGCUGAUCACCAUGGGUCCAUCUUCGCCUUCUCUGAGGGCAGGGCCAUCAUGGGUCAGAAGAUGGGAGGUGGCAGCAUCGAUGUUUCUGUCUGGGGAACAGCGACAGAGGAGGAGGAGGAGGAAGAGGAGGAGGAGGAGGAGGAGGAGGAGAAAGAAGAAGUAGUAGAAGAGGCUAGUGUUCCCGUAGUCAGCCAGGCGGUGAAACAAAAGAUUUUGCAUGACUUCAACCAUUAG
Messenger RNA from Endocarpon pusillum Z07020, 342 nucleotides. RefSeq lists its product as uncharacterized. Lineage: Eukaryota; Fungi; Ascomycota; Eurotiomycetes; Verrucariales; Verrucariaceae. The transcript is spliced from 2 exons. The coding region runs from base 1 to 342 and encodes 113 amino acids. The record is from RefSeq and is a predicted model, not a curated record.